AUGCACCACCAACGGAGCAGCAAAGGCCAAUCAAAGGAGCUGCCUAUGCAGCAGCAGCACCCAUAUCCUACAACCUUGGAGGAGGGCCAUUUACAGCAAUCCCCCAUCCAGCUCUUCUGGGGUCUCCAAACUCCGCAUAGUGAGUCCUUCUUCCCUGCUACUGAUGCUUCAGAUAAAAUCUCGAAUGCCUCCCCAGAGCAGGAAUCCCCAGAGGAUUACUGUCCUUUAGUUCCUAACCCUUCUCCCAAACCCUGGGCCUCCCAGACCCAUGCUGCUAUCUCUACCCCUCCUGCACAGUUUCCUCUCAGUGAUGAGAUUCGGAAAAAACCAGAGCGUCACCUUCAAAAGAGGCUCAUCCAACACUGGUGGGGCCUGCCCCGCAGGAUACAUGAGUCUCUCACAUGGAUGAGUGGUCCGAGUACUCUUCCACAGGUACCUGAGUCUCUGUGCCAUUGUGGACGCUCAGGGAUCUCUAAUAAGAGUGAGAUCAAAUUGAGUAUGGCUAAAAGUGUGUAUGUGGAGGACCCAGAAAUGCUUCAGCUAGAGGACAGUGACCUGGUGAGGUACAAAGGUGACCUGGAGAAGGAUAACAAUGAUUUGGAGAAGGACAAAAAUCUGGAGAAGGACAAUGAUGACCUGAAGAAGGAUGGGGGACACAACCCCGAGAAUGGCCCAGAAGAUUAUCUGUUGAGUGACCCAGUUAGCUCUUCAGAUAAUGAAAUGGGGUCGGAUUCUGAGAAAGAACUUAGGAGCCCAUCAGUGAAAAACUCCAUGGUGUCUGAGGAGACUAUGGGUCAGAGACAACUUGAAAAUGCCCUGAAGAUACAUUUACACAGAAAGUCUGAGGAAAUCAGUGAGGGUCAUUUGCCUGGGACUGUGUGUAAUUCAUGGAAUACUAGGAAGCCGACAUCACUUCUUUCUGAGAAAUCCCAGACUGAAAUAAAACAGAGAAGUUUGCCACCAUCAGGACUACUGAGGACUACUCCCUGA
This is a messenger RNA of Mustela erminea (ermine), 990 nucleotides long. Its product is annotated as spermatogenesis-associated protein 31D4-like. Lineage: Eukaryota; Metazoa; Chordata; Mammalia; Carnivora; Mustelidae. The record is from RefSeq and is a predicted model, not a curated record. Bases 1 to 990 code for a protein of 329 amino acids. The transcript has 3 exons.